UUUGACAGGAAGGAAAAUGGUGGCGCUGUCAACUUUCAACAAUAAGAUGGAGGUUAGUCACAUGCGCACAUUUCGGCUACCGCUCCCUCACUUUGUCCUUUAAACCGUUCUUCAUAUUUAGGGGUUUUCCCUAAUUGUUACAGUAAAAGAUAACGAAUCUACACCCACCCCACCAUUAUUGUCCUCCAACCUGUGUUUUGUCUCUGUCUGUCAAUAAUUAUCUGACCAAUCUCAAUAACAAGUUUUGAUUUUUGAUCAAAGGGUUCAGUUGGCUUUUGGGUUCUUGCAAAAUAUUCUAGAAUUCGUGUAUUUUCCAUCAUAGAAUGACAACGGAGAAGCAAGAUUGUGGGUCUCUUGCUCCUCUUUUACCUGUGGAACAGGAUGAAAGGUCAGGGAGAGGAGGAUCAAUUUCUGGUGCUAUAUUUAAUAUCUCAACGGGAAUGGUUGGUGCUGGGAUUAUGUCUAUCCCUGCUACUUUUAAGGUUCUUGGGGUGAUUCCUAGCUUCUUUGUUAUCCUACUUGUGGGAUACUUUGUUGAGGUGACGGUUGAUUUCCUGUUGAAAUAUACACAUUCAGGAGAGUCGGAUUCUUAUGGUGGCCUUAUGGCUGAGUCUUUUGGAAAGUUUGGUUCUGUUGCUCUUCAGAUUUGUGUUAUGAUCACUAAUCUUGGUGCCUUGAUUAUCUACUUGAUUAUUAUUGGGGAUGUCCUCUCAGGAAAUAAUUCUGAUGGAUCAGUGCACUUGGGUACUCUACAGGAAUGGUUUGGCAUCCACUGGUGGACCUCGCGGGCAUUUUCAGUUCUUGUUGUUGUGGUUUUUGUCAUGCUUCCAUUGCUCUCUUUAAAGCGCAUAGAUUCACUGAGACAUGCAUCGGCAAUAUCAAUCCUCCUAGCUGUGCUGUUUGUUGUCAUAUGCUCGAUGAUGGCAAUACAUGCAAUGUGGGAGGGGAAAACACAAAAGUUACGACUGGUACCUGAUUUCUCACAUGGAGUUUCCUUUUCUGAACUGUUCACAACCAUUCCAGUUUUUGCUACUGCCUUUGGAUGUCAUGUUAAUGUUCAUCCGAUCAGAGCUGAGCUGGGAAGGCCAUCUGACAUGACAUCCGCUGUUCGCAUUUCCUUGAUAUUAUGUGUUGUCAUUUACUUUGCUGUUGGAUUCUUUGGGUACCUAUUGUUUGGGGACUCGAUCAUGGCUGACAUGCUGGUCAACUUUGAUCAAGCCUCUGACUCUUUAAUUGGUACAGCACUAAACGAUAUUGUUCGAUUGAGUUAUGCCAUUCAUCUCAUGCUGGUGUUUCCUGUGAUGAAUUAUUCUCUGCGGGUAAACGUUGAUGAACUAUUCUUUCCUAAAAGACCUUUGUUGGCCACAGAAACAUUACGAUUCUUUUCCCUUACCUGUAUUUUACUUGCAUUCAUUUACGGAGGUGCUGUAGCCAUUCCAAAUAUUUGGUACUUCUUUCAGUUCAUGGGAACGACAACAGUCAUGUGCAUCAUGUUCAUAUUCCCGAGCUCAAUAGUUCUUAGGGAUGCUCACAACAUAUCUACAACUCGGGAAAAGAUAUUGGCUGUACUGGUGAUUAUCUUUGCCAUUGGGACUAGUUCAGUUGCCAUAUACUCUAAUAUUGCGAUUUAUAUUGCCAACAAAUGAACAACUUUGCUGGGUUGCACUCUCAAAAUCAGUUGAUCGAUGCUAUAAGGUGGUUUAAUUAUGUAUAGAGAUCAGAAGAAGUUCUAAUGAGCAUUGGAAAAUCAUCAGUAAGCCAAUGAGAAAUGAGACCUGCUUGUUCUUAGCAACGCCUUCAUGGUUGUCUCAUCCAGGCAAAGGGGAAAGAACUCUUUGGUAUCUUCAUGGCUGUUCUUCUUUUAUGCUAAAGCCAUAUGAAACAACUGCUUUGCUCAAACUGUUGAGGAUCUUACAUGAUUUAGUUUUUUUUUUCUUCAGAAUUUUAUCUUCAUUUAGGAAAAUAGGGAAGUCAUACUUGUCAAAUAAUGAUAAUUCAAGAAAUAAUUUGGUUA
This is a messenger RNA of Solanum tuberosum (potato), 2014 nucleotides long. RefSeq names its product putative sodium-coupled neutral amino acid transporter 7. The transcript is spliced from 5 exons. Gene Ontology annotation, biological process: amino acid transmembrane transport. Gene Ontology annotation, cellular component: membrane. Lineage: Eukaryota; Viridiplantae; Streptophyta; Magnoliopsida; Solanales; Solanaceae. Bases 324 to 1646 code for a protein of 440 amino acids. The record is from RefSeq and is a predicted model, not a curated record. Gene Ontology annotation, molecular function: L-amino acid transmembrane transporter activity.